AUGGUCAGUCCUGCGCACAAUAUACCCAUAUUUUUCAAUCGACAGACUAACGAGCGAUACGCUCAGGCCACUGCAUGUGGCGACCAGAAAAUACGUGUAAUGGACAUCACAAAGCAGACAAUUCUGCAUGUUCUGGAUGGUCAUGUUAGCAGUGUGAAGCAAGUGGCAUUUGAACCAACGUGUCCCUCAAUUACUGCCAGUUGUUCUCGUGAUGGAACCGCCAUGAUUUGGGAUCUUCGUGCCAACAUUCAGAGUCGCUCUGAUAAUAACGAAUUUGUCACUCACAGACCUGUCGAGGUAAUUCGCGGCGCUCAUGCCCCACUAACGGCCCCGAAAGGCCGAGCCCCCAGAUCAAUCGUCUCGGUAACAGCAUUGACCUGGGGUAUUCCAAACACUUUUCUUACGGCUUGCGAGUCUAGAGCGGAGCUCAGGUGCUGGGAUCGUCGCUCUAUCAAAAAAGAUAGAAGAGGAAAUUCUCAACCUUGUGAUGUGUCGGCUGAGCCAGAGCAUCACCAAGUCCGCCCCUUCGGCAUAAACUCAAUAUCAAUUUCCCCGGACAGGUCCAUGGCCUAUACCUUGUGUAAGGACUCGAUAGUCUACGCUUGGGGAACCAGACUGCUCGAGCACGGUCCCUUACAUGCAUACCAUCACCCCGAACUCGACGCUUCUAGUUUCUAUGUCAAAUCGGAUAUCAGCCACGACGGUGAAUACCUCGCUACUGGCUCCAGCUCCGGGUCAGCCUGCAUCUUCGCGACGGCCCCGGAGUACUUGGACAAGAAACUUUACAUCCAGAAAACCGACUUCCCGGAGGGGUCCCGCGUCCAGGCCGUUUCCAAGAAGAUGUCCGUUGGCACUGGCGUCGUACUCGUUCGCGCGCACAACAGAGAAGUGACUGACGUGAGCUGGACAAAUAAGGGCGACCUCGUGACCAUUUCGGAUGACUACCACGCCAGAUGCUGGAGGAGCGACGAUAAAGGUGUGAACGCCGAGAACAUGAGAGAGAAUGGUGAGGAGAAUGGCAGAAAAUGGGGCUGGGGGUGGGCUCAAUUGGAGGGAGAGAAGAAUGAAGGGAAGGAUGCAGAGCCAUCCGAUGAGAGAAGCAUUCCUCCCGUGAAUGAUCCCACCGACGAGCCUGAUUUCCAAGAAGGUGAGGACGGCGGUACCGCCGAUCACUAUCCUCAAGAAUAG
This is a messenger RNA of Tuber melanosporum (Perigord truffle), 1188 nucleotides long. RefSeq lists its product as uncharacterized. The transcript has a single exon. Gene Ontology annotation, biological process: proteasome-mediated ubiquitin-dependent protein catabolic process. Gene Ontology annotation, cellular component: nucleus. Bases 1 to 1188 code for a protein of 395 amino acids. The record is from RefSeq and is a predicted model, not a curated record. Lineage: Eukaryota; Fungi; Ascomycota; Pezizomycetes; Pezizales; Tuberaceae. Gene Ontology annotation, molecular function: protein-macromolecule adaptor activity; protein binding.